AUGGCAUAUGAUAUUUAUGAAGAUGUUGACGACACAACUGUUCCUGCAAGUGAGGUAAAGUCAGAGGAACCGAAAAGUGACGAAAAACCAAUAGAAGAAGAAAAACCAAAAACUGAAGAUAAACCAAAACCAAAGGUUAGUUUCAAUACUAAACCAAGUCAACCUUCAUUAGCUGGUAUGGGUUGGCGUCAAAGACUUUUGGCAGCGGGUGGUUACGUAAAGUAA
Messenger RNA from Trichomonas vaginalis G3, 225 nucleotides. RefSeq names its product phage tail repeat-like family. The coding region runs from base 1 to 225 and encodes 74 amino acids. The transcript has a single exon. Lineage: Eukaryota; Parabasalia; Trichomonadida; Trichomonadidae. The record is from RefSeq and is a predicted model, not a curated record.